ACAGCACAUCUUAGAGGACGCUGAGCAAAGCAUGGGACACUUUUCUUUAUUACUAGUGUUGAUGUGUGUGUUAUGUUUACCGUUAACAGAAGUGUUCACAAGUUUCCAGAAGUGUAGCAGUGAGGAAUUUUCGUGUAAUAACGGCAGGUGUUUGCCUUUGAACCUGCGCUGCGACGGUGUGGACCACUGCGGGGACAGUAGCGACGAGAGCGCCUGCUUUGACUGCAAUACCGGCUCGCUCCACUGCGUGGCAGCAGCGCCCUGCAUUCAUUCCCACAGCAGCUGUGAUGGCAAGCCUGACUGCCCAGAUGGUGAAGACGAGCACGAUUGCACAGAUCUCAAUACAAAAGUGUGCUCUAAGUCAGAGUUCACAUGCGCUAAUGGACAAUGUGUGCCUAGUUCGUGGAGGUGCGACCACUCCAAUGACUGUCUAGAUGGCAGUGAUGAACUGGGUUGUGAUCUGAACGAGUGUGAGCAUGAUAAUGGGGGCUGUUCUCACCUGUGUGUAGAUCUGCCAUUAGGCUUCAUUUGUGACUGUCCCAGUGGAAUGAGGUUGGUCCAGGACACACACUGUGAGGAUGUGGACCACUGUCUUGAUUCAGAUGUGUGUGAUCAGAUUUGCAUCCAUUCAAAUGAAUCUCUUGCAUGUGAGUGUCAGGAUGGGUAUGAUCUGACCUCAGGGACGGGGCAGUGCAAGGCUACAGGCGGUGAAGCUCAUAUGGUGGUCUGUACCCAUGAGGGCAUUAAGUGGAUGGAUCUCUAUGGCUCAGAGGAAAGAAACAUCACGUCUUGGGUCACAAUGGGGUCACCGGGGCCUAUUGCAGCUCGUAAUGCAAAAAACAAACUAUAUUGGACCAGUCCAGAUGAUGACCACAUUUACAGGAUCUCUGUUGACUGCAGUGACCACACCGCUUCUGAGUUGAUAAAGGCCUCCACUGGCAUUCUGGGAUUAGCAGUAGAUGAGCUCCAUGAGCAUCUGUACUGGGUCAGCACCAGUACACACGGUUUACACGUGGUCUCACUGAAUGGCUCUGACCAAAAGCAGAUCAUCUCUGGACUCUCCAGACCUACUGCAGUUGCUGUUCAACCUCUGAUAGGACAUCUGUUCUGGGCAGAUAGUGGGACAUCCCCCAGAAUUGAGCGUGCCAGACUGGAUGGACACCGCAGAAUAGCACUGAUAACCUCUUCUAUACGUCACCCAGUGGCAAUUUCACUAGAUAUUCCCAGAGGUCUGUUAUAUUGGGCUGACUCGGGCCUUCACACAAUAUCAAGGGUUGCAUUUGAUGGAAAGCACAGAAAGACAGUUGUAGAGUCCAAUGGAUAUCUCGACCGACCGUUCGGACUGGCAGUGUUUGAGAGUCGUGUGUAUUGGAGUGACCAGUUAACCAACUCCACAUGUAGUGCAAACAAGCACAACGGAAAGGAACUUCAGGUGUCCCAGAAGCUUGGUUCUGUUUUACCUGCUGGGCUGGCCAUCUUACAACCAUCCUUGUGGCCUGCAGACAACGAUCUGCCUCCGUCGGAAUCUAAAACCACGCUGACUGAUUCAGCCUUUGCAUGGAUUCUAUUUUUGACCGUCUUUCUCAGCCUACUGUUGGUGGGAGCUGUACUAUGCUGGCGAAGGUCAGAGUUUGGCAUUGCUCGCUCUCUCUCUCUUAUCGGACACAUGUCAUUCAAGGAGUCCCAGGACCCUCUUCUGGUGACUGGACCACCUAUGGUACAUGAACACAAAGAUAGCACUCAGCCUGGUCCAGAACUGAAAACAAUGGUGUCUUCCUGUAACAGGAACUGCUGAUUCCCGUGGUGGUUUUCGUAGCCUCCAUUUCCUGCUUUUCUCAUGUAAAAUAGUGACAUGGGCAGAUGAAUUUCACACUUCAUUUUUUGGACUUUCUAUCUUGAAGACUCAGAAAUAAAACCGUGUGACUAUUUAAUGAUCAUUUAAAUUAGCAGAUGGAGAUUCCUCGCCGAAACAAAUUAUAUGGUUGAAUUUGAGCACAAUUCGUCUGGCAGUGUUAACUUAUCGUGACAGUAUCAGACCGUUUUGCAAGAAACCAAAUAUGUAUCAAAACAGCAGUCGUGCUUUUCAAGUAACUUACCAAAGUUGCUGUUUUAAUAAAUGCUGAGUUUCUUGCAAAGGAUUUUUGUUCUUUGGUACUUUGAAUAAUGUGUCCAGCUAAAGCAUUCAGCCUUGCUUUUUGUUUUUAUAGAUUACAUUUGAUUUAGAACAGAAGAAUAUAUGACAAUACUUCAAACUGGCCAUGCAGUGGCAUAGCAGAGCUAAGAUUUCACAUGAUGCCUGACAUUUAUUAUUAGUUCUUAAGAUUUUCAGUUGUGUUCUCUUUGCUGUCAUUUUUAAGUGAUUAAUGGCCCUUGGUCUUUGAGUUCAGUGGUGCAUAAAUCUCUGUCUUGUAAUGGAAACAUAGAGAAAAUUUGUUUUUAUUUAAAAUGUACUAAUGCUGGAUGUGCCUUUGACUACUGGAUGGACAGUUCUGUUAUAUUUAUUGUGUUUUAUGUUUUAUUUAUGUAUUUGUCAGGGACCAUGCACAAAAAAACAGUGUAAAAAGAGAAGAGAUUAUUUUGCACUAGACUUAGCUACUUGGUAAUGCAGUCCCUGGGCAGGUAAAUAGGAUAGAAAACGUAAAAUCGACACAUAUGAAGCAUAAAAACAAAGGUGUCUGGUGAAAAACAAAUGCGAUUUAUUUUUUUGUGGUUUCUAUCAAAUCUUUCUGUUUUAUUUUUUGCUCUAGUGACUGUUAUAGUAUAAACGUUUCACCUCUUCCUCAUGAAUUUUACAAAUGAAAGUUUAUUUUGGAGUUUGAAUGCUUUCUCAAAACAAUGGUAUCAAAAGGCUUGGAGAAAUAAAAUAUGGGUUAGAAAUUUA
Messenger RNA from Triplophysa rosa, 2881 nucleotides. RefSeq names its product low-density lipoprotein receptor-related protein 8-like. The transcript has 12 exons. The coding region runs from base 32 to 1795 and encodes 587 amino acids. Gene Ontology annotation, molecular function: calcium ion binding; protein binding. Lineage: Eukaryota; Metazoa; Chordata; Actinopteri; Cypriniformes; Nemacheilidae. The record is from RefSeq and is a predicted model, not a curated record.